Astrephomene gubernaculifera is the source of this 1570-nucleotide messenger RNA. The record is from the annotation of a GenBank genome assembly. Lineage: Eukaryota; Viridiplantae; Chlorophyta; Chlorophyceae; Chlamydomonadales; Astrephomenaceae.
GUUGCUAUCACGUUACCAGUCUUGGGAACAGCUUCGCAAUCAGGGGACAGCUCUGCAAGAAGAAUUGGCCGCGCUCCCAGGGCCCAGCAACGCAGCGGCCGGAGCAGCGCCGGCUCACAUCCACAACGCCGAAGCAGAGGCACCGGAGGAAAUUGACAAUGCAACGCCACUGCAGCACACCGGCCCUCCCGCCAUGCCCGGUACGGGGUCGCCGGCAAUCGCAAGGGCAGCGCCGGCGAGGGACGUGGGUGUGGCACCCAGCGCCGUAUCCGUCCCACCGACAGCGGUUGUACGGGCUCUCGAUCGCCUUGAGAACGCGGGCUUGAGCGAUGCAGCUCGCAAAGUACGGCGCCUCGCGAGCCUGGAGCUGGCAAGACGGGAAAUCAGGGAGCCUGUAUCCGCUGACGAGGCAGCGGAAGUCUGGAGGACGGUGCUAGAGCGGCAGCUGGCGGCUCUGCAGGACGAAGAAGACAGCGAACAGCACCAGCCUCAGCGCCAGCAACGGCAGCAGCAGCUAUUGCCGCAAGACCGGCGGCCGGCAGUCGCCACCCUGCAGAACGACCAACGGCACCCUGCCAUAGGGAACGCACGCUGGAGUGCCGGCCUGAACCUACAGGGCCUUCCCGGCAGCAGCAGGCUGCAAGCAUUUGGGGCAGCGUCAGCAGGCCUGGGAGGCCUAGGGGGACUGGGCCUCACGCUGGGGGGCAGUGGCGGGGACUUAAACAGCAACUCUUCAGUGCUGGGCCUCGGCCACCUACCCCUCGGCUCAGCACCGCCGUCCGCUCUGGGCCCCUGGCGGCAACCGUUCAGCGUGAAGGGGCCUGGGCAGACGUGUUCGACCGCAUCCCAGGCCUCAGCAGCCUGGUCUCGCUGGCGGACGUCAGCUUCGCAUCCCGGGACCAGGCGACCUUCACGCACAAGGCAGACAGUCAUCUCCGCUCCCUGCAGCAUCUCGCGUCCCAGCUGGAAGCGGCCAAACACUGCGCAUCCUCUUCGGAGGAGCUCUCGCUGCUCUUGGCCAAGGCCGCGCAGGUGUGGGAGGAGGCUUUUCGUACACAAGAGGUCCUCCGGCAGGUGCAGAAUGCAGCCCGUGUCCUGCCCUUCAAGGACGUCAUGGACGUAUUCAGCAAGGGCUCUCCCCUCACACAGCAGUUCCUAGCCGCCCUGUCGCAAUUUACGGACAGCCAGCGCCAGCACCUCUUCGGGAAGUUCGCCUCAGCCGCCGCUCCCGCGGCGGCUUACCCGCCGCCCCCGCCUCUUCCACUCCCGCCGGCCCCAGCACAGCCCCGUGCCCCACGCGACAACGGCUGCUUCUACUGCAAGAGGCCCGGACACAGCUACCGCGGCGGCCGAGAGUUGCGGUCGCUGGAACCUGGGGCCCAAACGGCAGCAUUCGCAGAAUGCGCCAAGCAGGAGCAGGCAGCCCGCCGGCCGGCUUAGGACGCGGCAGCGUCAGCUGGGGGCGAGGUCGCCCCGGCGCCAACGGCGCCCCCCCUCCAUCCAGCCGCCGGCAGUACGGCCGGCGGUGGGGCAGCUGACGCAAAUACGGCAGGGAUGGAGACACCAGAAG